GCAGCGACCUGCUCAGUUCACUUGUGCUGUUUACCUGGCCGGAUUGAAAGUGUUCUUAAGCAACUGGUCCUUCACGAUUAUGUCUACAGGUUUGCUCGCCAUCGUCGGAAAUGUCUGAGCUUGUGGCAGCCGACUCUUUAAUUGGCAACAUCCAGGAGGAGGCCAGCGCCCCCGCUGCUCCGGCGUCCCCGGGCGGCGAGGACUACCUGUUCGUGGAAGCCCGGCAUCCCAACACGGUGCUGCAGGGCCUCAACAACCUGCGGCUCGACAAGACCUUCUGCGAUGUGACGCUGUGCUGCGGCGGGCAGGAGUUCCCCUGUCACCGCAUCGUGCUGGCCUCCUUCAGCUCUUACUUUCAGACCAUGUUUACUACUGACCUGAAGGAGGCCAAACAAGAGCGGGUGGCCAUAAACGGACUUGAGCCGCAGAUGGUUGGCAUGCUGGUGAGCUAUGCCUACACAUCAGAGGUGUACAUUUCCAAGGCAAACGUACAGGCGCUGCUGGCCGCGGCCAACCUGCUGGACGUGAUGGCCGUGCGAGAGGCCUGCUGCCGCUUCAUGGAGCGUCAGAUGGACGUGAUGAACUGCGUGGGGAUCCACUGCUUCGCUGAGGCCCACUCCUGUAAGCUGCUGGAGAAACGAAGUAUGGACUACAUCCUCGAGCACUUUAGCGAUGUUUGUCAACAGGAGGAGUUCUUAACUCUGUGUGUGGACAAACUAACGGAAAUUCUUGCCAGUGACCACCUCAACGUGUGCAGAGAGGAGUUGGUGUUCGAGGCCGCUUUACUGUGGCUACAUAAAUGCCCGACUCGUAAGCAGAGCUUUGACAAGGUCUUGGAGCAUGUCCGCCUGCCCCUCGUUAGCCCCUACUACCUCCAUGACAUGAUCGAGUCUUUGGAUGUGGUGAAAGAGAACCAGGGCUGCCAGAAACUCAUCUCCGAGGCCAAAGACUACAUGCUGCUGAAGGACCGUCGCAGGGAGCUGUUCUGCUCCAGGAUGCGGCCGCGCCGAUCCACAGGGACUUCGGAAGUCAUCAUCGCAGUUGGCGGGGAGGACGACAAAGUGGUGCUGCGCAGCGUGGAGAGCUUCGAUCCUGUGACGAACAAGUGGCGGGACCACGCCUGCCUGCCGUUCGCCGUGAGCAAGCACGGACUGGUGGUGUCAGACUCCAUACUGUAUUUAGCGGGAGGAGAGUUUCCUGACGGCUCGGCCAGCAGGGAGAUGUGGCGCUACGACACGUGCUUCGACACCUGGAUGGAAAUGGCUCCCAUGAACGCUUCUCGCGCUGAACUCGGCCUGGUGAUGCUGGAUGGUUUCGUGUACGCUGUGGGCGGCUGGGAAGGCCGCUUUCGUCUGGCCUCGGUGGAGUGCUACAACCCUCACACAAACUCCUGGCAGUUCACGGGCUCGGUCAAGAUGGCCGUCACAAGUCCCGCUGUUGUGGCCCUGGAUGGGCUUCUCUACGUCACUGGUGGCGCGGUUCUGGAGGAUGGCGACGGCACGGACCUCACCCAAGUGUACGACCCUAAAACCGCCACGUGGACUGAAGUUUCCCCCAUGCAGAUUCCUCGUUCUGGUUCAGCCGCUUGUACGCUGAAAGGGAAGAUUUAUGUCAUAGGUGGGUGGCACGCCUCAAAGGAAAACACCGACAAGGUGGAGUGUUAUAACCCCAAGACCGACCAAUGGACUAUGUGCGCCCCCAUGAAAGAACGACGCUACCGGCCCGGUGUGGCCGUGGUGGACGGAAAGAUCUACGUCCUGGGAGGAGAGGAAGGAUGGGACAGAUAUCACGACACCAUCGAGAGGUACUGCGACGAGACAGACUCGUGGGAAAUCGUCGGGGAGAUGUCCACCAGCCGCAGCUGGCUCAGCUGCGUGUCGCUCCUGCUGAGGAAGGACAUUUUGUCGCAUAUCUUCCCCUCCACGUCAAACGGCAGCUAGGAAUCGCGCCCCAGAGGGUCGCCGUUUUUGCCAACACACACCCUCAAGGGGGACACGGCACUACCAAGCUCAGAGCUGUAUUUUUCUAGUAUUAUUAUUAGCUACUGUAUUUAUAUGAACUGUAUAUAACUGUGAGAAUGAGAUGCUGACAUUGUUUGCUGUCCACGAGAUGCUGUGUGGUCCCAAAACUACAACUGUGAAUGUUUUUAGUAAGGGGCCUGUGCAAAAUGUAUGGAAGCUAUGCUUUGUAUUCAAAAUGUUUUUUAAGGAUUGUAUUAACUUUCUGUUAAUUAUAUUUUUGUAACUUGUGUCAGUAACGUUAAUUGGAAAUGACUAAUAAAAUGUUAAAUUCUCUUUGAAA
This is a messenger RNA of Phycodurus eques (leafy seadragon), 2301 nucleotides long. RefSeq names its product kelch-like protein diablo. Gene Ontology annotation, molecular function: protein binding. The coding region runs from base 111 to 1940 and encodes 609 amino acids. The transcript has 12 exons. NCBI's taxonomy places the organism in Eukaryota, Metazoa, Chordata, Actinopteri, Syngnathiformes, Syngnathidae. The record is from RefSeq and is a predicted model, not a curated record.